AAAUACUUGAUCUCAAAGAUGUCUACUCAAACCGGUGCCACCAGGACCGGACCUAGCACAAGCCACCAACCGCCCACGACCAUCGAAGACUGGACCCGUUCCGACCAGUACCACAACUCCUUCCUGAUCGCGCCUGACGAGACUCUGGCUCAUGCUCGGGCAAAGAGUGCAGAGAAGGGGUUGCCGGAUAUCGCGGUCAGUGCCGCGCAGGGGAAGUUUCUGAAGCUGUUGGCACAAUCACUUGGAGCGAAGAGGAUCUUGGAGGUUGGAACGCUCGGAGGGUACUCUACGAUAUGGCUCGCCCGCGCCCUCCCCGAGGGCGGAGAGUUAGUGACCUGCGAGCUCAAACCGGAACAUGCUCAGGUAGCGCAAGCGAACGUCGAGAACGCUGGCGUUGCGUCGAAAGUGAAGAUCAUUGUGGGGCCCGCAAAGGAAACGCUGGCCAAUCUGCAGCCCUCGCCACCGUUCGACUUUGUCUUCGUUGACGCGGACAAGCCUAGCCUGCUCCCGUACUACAUCGAAGCCAAACGACUAGUCAAGAAGGGUGGUGUGAUUGUCCUGGACAAUGUCGUGAGGAACGGAUUGGUUAGUGUCCCGUCGUAUAGUGAUCCCAACGUGGAGGGGGUACGGAAGCUAUUGGAGUACUUGAAGGACGAUAAGGACGUUGAUGCGACUACGCUGGGUACUGUCGGAGAGAAGGGUUACGACGGUUUCACGUACGCCGUCAAACUCUAGACGGUCAGACGAACAAGAGGGCACUUGGAAACAUGUUUGUUGUUGUAUCCAUCACUGUAUUUUCACAAGUAGAUCGAACCCUACACUUCC
Messenger RNA from Stereum hirsutum FP-91666 SS1, 825 nucleotides. RefSeq names its product O-methyltransferase family 3 protein. NCBI's taxonomy places the organism in Eukaryota, Fungi, Basidiomycota, Agaricomycetes, Russulales, Stereaceae. The transcript has 3 exons. The coding region runs from base 19 to 735 and encodes 238 amino acids. The record is from RefSeq and is a predicted model, not a curated record. Gene Ontology annotation, molecular function: O-methyltransferase activity; S-adenosylmethionine-dependent methyltransferase activity.